Molecule: messenger RNA, 778 nt
Organism: Phragmites australis (common reed)
Lineage: Eukaryota; Viridiplantae; Streptophyta; Magnoliopsida; Poales; Poaceae
Product: mediator of RNA polymerase II transcription subunit 21-like
Exons: 5
Coding region: 6-461 (151 amino acids)
Biological process (GO): regulation of transcription by RNA polymerase II
Cellular component (GO): mediator complex
Molecular function (GO): transcription coregulator activity
Source: RefSeq, a predicted model, not a curated record
UCGCCAUGGACAUCAUCUCGCAGCUGCAGGAGCAGCUCAACGAGAUGGCCAUGGUUGCCGUCAACACCUUCGGCACGCUGCAGCGCGACGCGCCGCCCGUCCGCCUCUCCAACAGCUACCCGGACCCGCUCAACCCCAACCCGAACCCCGACGACACCUCCAACCCCCAGGCCCAGCCCAACCCCGGCGCGCCGCCCGCGCUCGAUCUCGCCGAGCACCCCAAGGCCAUGAGCCACGCUCUCGUCCUCGCCGCCAAGAAGUUUGAUGCUCUUGUAGUGGCGUUGCCACUAUCGUCAGAAGAGGAUCAGUUGAAAAGGAUCAGAGAGCUACAGGCAGAGAAUGAAAUUGUGGGAUUGGAGCUUCAGAAACAACUUGAAGCUGCUGAACUGGAGUUGAAGCAGGUUGAGGUGUUGUUUAAUGAAGCAACAGACAACUGUAUAAAUUUGAAGAAGCCAGAUUAGUAACUAUGCAUAUCCAGUGCUCAGCUGCACAUCCAUCAUCCCAGCUCAAACAUACUUGGAACUACCGAGACCUGCAACAAGAAGAGGCGCCAUGUGAACUCCCAACACUCAUAAAAAGGUACUCUUCCUUCUCCUUGCUUACUGGGGUCAGUGAUGGUGAUGAGGCCGGUGCCAUUGAAGAAGCAGUUCCAUGAGUUCCUCCCCCUGGCCUGGUAGUAGGUGUUCAUCGCCAUCGACGCCCGUGACAGCAGGCUUUCGGGGUGGGUGCAGCCUCCGGUGCCCUGGAUCUCGCCGCAGUCGCUCUCGGAGCAGGCGAA